Carassius auratus (goldfish) is the source of this 4627-nucleotide messenger RNA. Its product is annotated as NACHT, LRR and PYD domains-containing protein 12-like. The record is from RefSeq and is a predicted model, not a curated record. Gene Ontology annotation, molecular function: protein binding. The coding region runs from base 110 to 4627 and encodes 1505 amino acids. Lineage: Eukaryota; Metazoa; Chordata; Actinopteri; Cypriniformes; Cyprinidae. The transcript has 21 exons.
UCCUCUGAACUCUCAUGAUCUUGAUCUGAUUGUCAUGUCCAGGUCAUGAUGAGCAUCUGAUCGUCUUCAGAGACACAAAGAUCUCAGUGUUGAGCUGUUCAUCUGCAGUAUGUCAGAGAAGAGAGGAAAGAUGAGUCUCUCACACAAACAGAGUGUAAGAUCAGGCUCACAUGUGUCUGUGAAGAGUGACUGGUCAAAAGGUGAACCACCGUUAUUCAGUGAGGAAACACCAUCAGCUACUGAAAGUGUAAGAUCAGGCUCACAUGUGUCUGUGAAGAGUGACUGGUCAAAAGGUGAACCACCGUUAUUCAGUGAGGAAACACCAUCAGCUACUGAAAGUGUAAGAUCAGGCUCACAUAUGUCUGUGAAGAGUGACUGGUCAAAAGGUGAACCACCGUUAUUCAGUAAGGAAACACCAUCAGCUACUGAAAGGCUGCAAUAUGAGACAUUAGAUUCAGACUUCCAGAUUAACAGGAAACACAAGAAUUUCACAGUCAAACUCAUAGGAAUCUUCCAGGAUCUUGAGAAAGAAAUAACCAAUUUUCUAAAAAAUGAGCUGGACAUGUUUAAGAAAAUUUUACAAAAAGAGGACAUGCAAUACUUUGUGAAUUACUUUAAUGAGAACAGAUGCAGUAUUAAAGAAGCAGCUCUUGAUCUCACGCUCUACUUCCUGAGAGAGAUGAAGCAAGAUGAAGUUGCUGAUACUCUAGAAGAUGAGCUGAUCUUCAUUCAUCAGCUAAAGUGUAGCCUAAAGAAGAAGUAUCAAUGUGUGUUUGAAGGAAUUGAAAAGCAAGGUGACUCUACACUUCUGAAGAACAUCUACACAGAUCUCUAUAUCACUCAGGGUUGUAGUGAACAGGUCAAUACUGAACAUGAGGUGAGACAGAUUGAAGUUAAUUCCAGACGUCAUGAAUCACAGGAGAUACAGGUUAAGUGCAAACAUUUAUUUAAAGCAACUGAAGAAGACAAGCCGAUCAGAACUGUGCUGACAAAAGGAGUUGCUGGCAUUGGAAAAUCAGUCUCUGUGCAGAAGUUUGUUCUAGAUUGGGCCGAAGGAAAAGAAAAUCAAGAUAUCAGCUUCAUAUUUCCUCUUCCAUUUAGAGAGAUGAACAUAAAGGAGCAAGAAAAACUAAGUUUGAUGGACCUUAUAACUCAGUUUUUCCCAGAUACAAAAGGACUGAACCUUACAAGAAGAAAUCAAUUCAAAGUCUUGUUCAUUCUUGAUGGAUUGGAUGAAUGUCGACUUCCUGUAAACUUUAAGGAUAAUGAGACGUGGUCUGAUGUAUCAUCACCAGUCUCUCUGGAUGUUCUCCUGACGAACCUCAUCAAGGGAAAUCUGCUUCCUUCUGCUCUCAUCUGGAUCACCAGCAGACCAGCAGCUGCCAGUAAGAUUCCUCCUGACUGUAUCGACCGGCUGACAGAGAUACGAGGAUUCAAUGAUGCACAAAAGGAGGAGUACUUCAGAAAAAGAUUUACGGAUGAGAAUCAGGCCAAAGAAAUCAUUGAUCAUGUUAAACAGUCAAAGAGUCUCUUUAUCAUGUGCCACAUCCCAGUCUUCUGCUGGAUUUCAGCCACUGUUCUCCAGAACAUUUUAGAGGAGAAAAGAAAUAAUGUUGUGAAAAACAAUCAGGCUGAUGAUGCCUCCAAAACACUGCAGGAGUCAAAUACUGAAGACACUCCUAAGACUCUGACACAAAUGUACACACACUUCCUCAGAUUUCAGAUCCGGCAGAGCAGACGAAAGUAUGAUGGAGAAGAUACCCCCGAUGUUUCCUGGGAUAAAGAUGCCAUCUUUUCACUGGGGAAACUGGCAUUUGAUCAGCUGGAAAGAAACAAUGUGAUCUUCUAUGACACAGAUCUGGAAGCCUGUGGUAUUGAUGUCUGUAAGGCAUCAGUGUACUCAGGCAUGUGUACCCAGAUCUUUAAGGAGGAAACGGGGAUCAUUCUUGGUACCAUGUAUUGCUUUGUUCACUUGAGCAUUCAAGAGUUUAUUGCAGCCCUUUAUGCACAUCUGUUUCUAGACAUCAACAAGAAAUAUGUGUUUGAUCAAGACUCUACAGAACAGGAAAACAAAAAUGAAACUGUGAUUGAUUUGCUCAAGACUGCAGUGGUCAAGGCACUAGAGAGUGAUAAUGGACACCUGGAUCUUUUUCUUCGAUUCCUCCUUGGUUUGUCACUCCAGUCCAAUCAGAGACUUUUACAGGGUCUGUUGACACAGGAAGAUGACAAUGACCAGAACAAAAAAGAAAUAGUUCAGUACAUCAAGCAGAAAUUUGAAGCUAAUCUGUCUCCAGAGAGAUCCAUCAAUCUAUUAUACUGUCUGAAUGAACUGAAUGACCAAACUCUGGUGAAAGACAUUCAGACCCACCUUAGCAAAGGAAGUCUCUCAUCUGCUGAUCUUUCACCUGCCCAGUGGUCUGCUUUGGUCUUUGUGUUGUUGACAUCAGAGGCGGAGCUGGAGGAGUUUGAGCUUCAGAAAUUCAAGAAAUCAGACGAGUGUCUCAUUAGAUUAUCAGCAGUCAUCAAAACCUCUAAAAGAGCUCUGCUAAAUGAUUGUGGCUUAACUGACAAAAGCUGUCAAGCUCUGGCUACAGUUUUUGCUUCAGAUUCCAAUCUGAAAGAGCUAAACAUGAACAAUAAUAAUCUGCAGGAUUCAGGAGUGAAGCAACUCUGCACUGGACUGAAGAAUAUAAACUGCAAAUUAGAGAUACUGAAACUUUCAAACUGCAGUAUCAGUGAAGAAGGUUAUAAAGCUCUGGCUUCAGCUCUGAGAUCAAACCCUUCACACCUGAUAGAGCUGAAUCUCACAGGAAAUGAUCCUGGAGAAUCAGGAGUGAAGCAGCUCAGUGAUUUACUACAGGAUCCAAACUGUCAACUCAAGACACUAAGGUUUUUGGGUCCUGCUGCAGAUGAAGGCUGUCAGUAUGUGACUGGAAUUGUGGGUAAAAACCCGUUACUCCUGAGAGAGCUGGAUCUGAGUGGACAUGAACUAGGAGACACAGGAGUGAAUCAGAUCUCUGCUCUACUGCAGGAUAAACACUGUCAGCUCAACACACUGAUACUUUCAGACUGCAGUAUCACUGAAGAAGGUUAUAAAGCUCUGUCUUCAGCUCUGAGAUCAAACCCUUCACACCUGGUAGAGCUGGAUCUCACAGGAAAUGAUCCUGGAGAAUCAGGAGUGAAGCAGCUCAGUGAUUUACUACAGGAUCCAAACUGUCAACUCAAGACACUGAGCAUUUGUUACUGCAGUAUCACUGAAGAAGGUUAUAAAGCUCUGUCUUCAGCUCUGAGAUCAAACCCUUCACAUCUGAUAGAACUGGAUCUCACAAGAAAUGAUCCUGGAGAAUCAGGAGUGAAGCAGCUCAGUGAUUUACUACAGGAUCCAAACUGUCAACUCAACACACUGAGACUUUCAGACUGCAGUAUCACUGAAGAAGGUUAUAAAGCUCUGUCUUCAGCUCUGAGAUCAAACCCUUCUCACCUGAUAGAGCUGGAUCUCACAGGAAAUGAUCCUGGAGAAUCAGGAGUGAAGCAGCUCAAUGAUUUACUACAGGAUCCAAACUGUCAACUCAAGACUCUGAGACUUUCAGACUGCAGUAUCACUGAAGAAGGUUAUAAAGCUCUGUCUUCAGCUCUGAGAUCAAACCCUUCACACCUGAUAGAGCUGGAUCUCACAGGAAAUGAUCCUGGAGAAUCAGGAGUGAAGCAGCUCAGUGAUUUACUACAGGAUGGACUCUGUUCAUUAAAGACCAUCAGACUAUCAGACUGCAGUAUCACUGAAGAAGGUUAUAAAGCUCUGUCCUCAGCUCUGAGAUCAAACCCUUCACACCUGAUAGAGCUGGAUCUCACAGGAAAUGAUCCUGGAGAAUCAGGAGUGAAGCAGCUCAGUGAUUUACUACAAGAUGGACUCUGUUCAUUGAAGACCAUCAGACUUUCAGACUGCAGUAUCACUGAAGAAGGUUAUAAAGCUCUGUCUUCAGCUCUGAGAUCAAACCCUUCACACCUGAUUGAGCUGGAUCUCACAGGAAAUGAUCCUGGAGAAUCAGGAGUGAAGCAGCUCAGUGAUUUACUACAGGAUGGACUCUGUUCAUUAAAGACCAUCAGGUUUUUGAAAAGUCCUGCUGCAGAGGAAGCGUGUGAGUAUCUCACUGGAGUUCUGGGUAAAAGUCCAUUAUUACUGAAAGAACUGGAUCUGAGUGAAGAUAAAUUAGGAGAUCUGGAUUGGGAGAAACUCUCUGCUCUUUUGAUGGACUCUCACAGCAAACUGGAGAAAAUAAUGCUGAAUAACUGUGAGCUGACAGAGAAAAGCUGUUCAGUUCUAGCUACUGUUCUCUCCUCCAAAACCAUCCUGAAAGAGAUGAACCUGAACAACAGUCAUCUGCUGGAUUCAGGAGUCAAAGAGAUCUGUGAGGGACUGAAGAACCCUGUGUGUGAGCUGAAGAUACUGAAACUUUCAGACUGCAGUAUCACUGAAGAAGGUUAUAAAGCUCUGUCUUCAGCUCUGAGAUCAAACCCUUCACACCUGAUUGAGCUGGAUCUCACAGGAAAUGAUCCUGGAGAAUCAGGAGUGAAGCAGCUCAGUGAUUUACUACAGGAUGGACUCUGUUCAUUAAAGACCAUCAGGUGA